CACACAAUAAAAAAAAAAAAAUCACAAAACAAAAACCCACAAAAAAGAAAAAAGAAAAAAAUAGAGAAUAGGAGGGAUUAUAUUCUCAGAAUGGGUUCCAAGAUGAUGGCAAGAGCUACAAUUUUCCUUUAUGUGCUCUCCCUAGUAGCUGCCUCGAGAGCUAAAGGUGUUUCCGUGGGAGGUCAAGGCGAAAUCGACGUGAAACAAAUCGGAGCGAAAGCGGAUGGAAGAUCCGAUGAUAGCCAGAUCAUUGUGAGUGCAUGGCAAAAGGCAUGCACGUCCCCGAGCCCUAGCACGGUCGUGAUAUCCAAAGGGAGUUACAUGGCGGGCCCAAUGAAUUUCCAAGGGCCAUGCAAAGCCGGCGUCAACGUAAGGGUCGAAGGGGCCAUCAAAGCACCGUCGGACAUCAACAAGCUCAAGUCACAGGGCGCUUGGGUCAUGUUCCAAAACGUCGACGGCUUGACCCUCUCCGGCGGCGGAUCGUUCGAUGGCCAAGGCGCUCUCGCUUGGAAGGAGAACGACUGCGCUCAAACUGGCAAAUGCAAUUCGCUCCCCACUAAUUUGCAAUUCACCUCGGUCACCAACUCGCACAUCCAAGACAUCACGUCCCUCAAUAGCAAGCUGUUCCAUGUGGAGCUCCUGAAUUGCAAGAACGUGACGCUCCAGCACGUCACGAUCAACGCGCCGGAAGACAGCCUCAACACCGACGGGAUCCACGUGGGCCGCUCCACGGGGGUCAACAUCACCGGUGCGGACAUAAGGACUGGCGAUGACUGUGUCUCGCUCGGUGACGGGAGCCAGCAGGUGAACGUCGAGGGCGUGACGUGUGGGCCCGGCCACGGUAUCAGCGUUGGGAGCCUCGGCAAGUACCACGAUGAGCAACCCGUGGUCGGUGUGACCGUGCGGAACUGCACCCUCACCAACACGCCGAACGGGAUCCGCGUCAAGACGUGGCCGGCCUCCCCGAGCGGCGUGGCCACCAACAUGCACUUCGAGGACAUCACGGUGAAGAACGUGUCCACUCCUAUUCUCAUCGAUCAAAACUACUGUCCAUAUAACAAUUGCGAACAGAAGCUUCCUUCAAAGGUCAAGAUCUCAAACGUGAGCUUCAGGAACUUCCAAGGAACAUCUGCAACAGCACUUGCUGUGAAGCUUCUGUGUAGCAGAGGAGCGCCUUGUCAACAAGUGGAGCUUGCUGAUAUCAACUUGAAGUACGACGGGGAGAACGGGACCGCCACGUCGCAGUGCGCGAACGUGAAGCCUACGAUCACCGGGAAAUCGUCCCUGCCCAUUUGCGCGGGGUCGCAAAGUUGAUCGGUCUUCAUAUCCAUGGUGCGGCCUGAGGCAUGCGAUCGUCGGGAUGUUUAGAGAAGUUUUGAGUGAUGACUAGGCCACCCCCUUCCUGCUCAAGGGCAUGCUGAGAGUGGUGAAAUGAAAUAUAGGUGCAAAUAAAAAUAGCUCUUUUUUUGCCUUUU
Molecule: messenger RNA, 1475 nt
Organism: Rhodamnia argentea
Lineage: Eukaryota; Viridiplantae; Streptophyta; Magnoliopsida; Myrtales; Myrtaceae
Product: exopolygalacturonase-like
Exons: 4
Coding region: 91-1314 (407 amino acids)
Biological process (GO): carbohydrate metabolic process
Molecular function (GO): polygalacturonase activity
Source: RefSeq, a predicted model, not a curated record